Molecule: messenger RNA, 3021 nt
Organism: Spodoptera exigua (beet armyworm)
Lineage: Eukaryota; Metazoa; Arthropoda; Insecta; Lepidoptera; Noctuidae
Source: the annotation of a GenBank genome assembly
CUCUACUCGAAACGGUAAAUUAAAAAUUUCGCUGAACAAGUCAACUGCCAAACCACAAACCAAUUCCGGUCUUUUACUUUGGAGUCGGGGACUGGAGUGUUGGUGUUAAGCCGCACAAGAAGUUUUUUCGAAAAUGACUGAAACAUUGAAGCUAAGAGGAACUCUCUGUGGCCACAAUGGCUGGGUUACGCAAAUUGCGACCAACCCGAAAUACCCCGACAUGAUUUUAUCAUCAUCUCGAGACAAGACCCUCAUCGUAUGGAAACUGACCAGAGACGAAACAAACUACGGAGUCCCCCAGAAGCGUCUGUACGGUCACUCUCAUUUCAUCUCUGACGUCGUACUAUCCAGUGACGGCAACUACGCUCUGUCUGGUUCCUGGGACAAGACUCUGCGUUUGUGGGAUCUUGCUGCUGGAAAAACCACUAGACGUUUUGAAGACCAUACUAAGGAUGUCCUCUCCGUGGCCUUCUCAGUAGACAACCGUCAGAUCGUAUCUGGCUCCCGGGACAAGACCAUCAAGCUGUGGAACACCCUUGCUGAGUGCAAGUACACAAUUCAAGAUGAUGGCCACAGUGACUGGGUGUCCUGUGUGCGUUUCUCCCCCAACCAUGCUAACCCCAUCAUUGUCUCAGCUGGCUGGGACCGCACUGUUAAGGUCUGGCACCUUACCAACUGCAAGCUCAAGAUCAACCAUCUUGGCCACUCUGGUUACCUGAACACAGUGACCGUCUCCCCUGAUGGUUCCCUCUGUGCAUCUGGUGGCAAGGACAUGAAGGCCAUGCUCUGGGACUUGAACGACGGCAAGCACUUGCACACCCUGGACCACAAUGACAUCAUCACAUCAUUGUGCUUCUCACCCAACAGAUACUGGCUGUGUGCUGCAUUUGGACCUUCCAUCAAGAUCUGGGAUCUGGAAAGCAAGGAGAUGGUUGAGGAGCUCAGGCCUGAAAUCAUCAACCAGACUCAGACUUCCAAGUCUGACCCACCCCAGUGCUUGUCUCUGGCCUGGUCCACAGAUGGUCAGACCCUAUUUGCGGGCUAUUCUGACAACAUCAUCAGAGUCUGGCAGGUGUCAGUCUCAGCACGAUAAGGAGUUUCAGAAACUUAAUUUCAUUUAUUUUUGUGCUGUUUAUUACUUACGUAUCCUGACUGUGAGGAUAAAAAUAAAUGGAAUUGUUUGACUUAAACCAUAGCAGUUUCAUUGUGAUCUCCUUGUAAGAAUAGGUUUAAGGUUAUUUAAGUUUUUCUAGUUACUGUCAGUUCAAACGUAAGCUAGGUAAACAACUAAUGUUUAUGUAUGAAUGUGAAAUCUGUAUAUUUUAUGUAAAUAAAAAUCAAUGAUAAAAGAGAAACAUUUUUCUUUCAACAAAAGUAGGUAUUACAUAAAAUAUUCGAGAUGGGUAUGAUAAGAUAAUCUACGGUUGGUAACCUGAAUUAACAUUAUAAAUAAAGUUCACCAAUAUUUGAGUCAAACAGUACACAGUACAUUGUAUUAUUUUUAAAUAAAUUACCAAACCAGACCAUCACAAAGAAACAGCUUACUGGUACAUAUCAAUAAACUCCUAUAACUAAAAUAAUGUAUGAACACCAUUACCAAACUAAUUUACAUCAAUGUAUGAUUCUUCUAAAAAACAAACAGGAUAUUCUUUCAUAUGUUAAUUUAUGCCUCUGAACGUAAUAAAACGUAGGCUGCUAAUUUUAUUGGACAAUCUUAGGCAAUCCAGCAUCAUCUAAAAGAUGUGAGCCAUCUGUAAUUUCUGUAGGCCCUUCUCCAACUUUAGUAUGUAUCACAUAUUUUAUCAAAUCUUUUACUUGAGGCUGACAAAUGCUCUUUAAUUCUGAAUUUAAUGCAACUUCAUCUGUUUUCAACCCAGUAACAAAUUGAUGUGGAUUUGAGGAAGGGAAGACAUGUCUUAUCAAAGAAAGCACUUGUGGAACAUCUUUCUCAAGGAGGUACAAGCAAGCAUUUGGUCCAGCAUCAAAAGUGUAAGCAACUUUAGUGCUUCUAGAGAGCUCAUUGUACUUAUGUAUUAAAUCAACAAUUAGGUGAGAUACAUCUGUCAUGUACACAAAUGGUGGAUACGAGUCUAGGCACACAGCAUGAAACUGAUUGCUGUCCUUCAUGGUUAUCUCUGCAAAUUUCGGAAAAUCCUUCUCUUUAAUUGCCUGAAUAAUCUCAUCAGUUCUCUGUGGCACACAAUACUUAAUUCGAUGUUUUAAUAAUUCUGAAGUUUGGGUAGAGAUUCUCAUACCAGUAGUGGAGCUAGUUUUCUUUUUUGUAUCUCCUACAACUAGGAUUAAUGCUUGCAUUUCGGGCCAAUGUGCAGAGCCUUCGAUUUGUGAGGCUAUUGAAUCGGAACCAUCUGGAUUAGUACCUGCAUGCCAUCUAACGAAGCCUCCAUAUACACUGCGGCAUGCGCUGCCUGAUCCCAAUCUGGCUAUAGAGCUAACAUCAGACUUGACUUUGUAAAGUUUAGCCAAAGCUGUCACAAGACAUGCGUAUCCUGCUGCAGAAGAAGCUAAUCCUGCGGCAGUAGGAAAAUUAUUUUCAGAACAUACACGUACUUUCCACUGUAGAAAAUCUUCAUUGACACUGUUUUCUGCUGCAGCUCUGGAUUUUAUUUCCUUUAGGCAAUUUUGUAGUCGCGGACUGUGGAAUGAUUCCUUUUUUCCGUUCAACCAAAUCUCAUUUUCUUUAAAUUCUGGUCUUGCACAGACCGAUGUUUUCGCACACAUAAUACUUGUGUCCAAAGUAGCACUAACGGAAUCAUUUAACGGUAAAAUUAAAUCCUCGUCUCGUUUGCCCCAAUAUUUAAUAACAGCUAUGUUAACAGGUGCUUUUACUGUUACAAUAUCACUCAUUUUUCUCGUAAUCAAUUAAAUUAGUUACAGUUUAAUAGAGUAAAAUAGUCAACAGUUAUUUUAAUAAACAAAAUAUGCGUUACACUAAAGUAAAACCACUUGCUUGCUUUCACCGGCCCCAGCACCGGCUGUCGUCAGUCAACAAUUAAAAGUUGG